Molecule: messenger RNA, 4886 nt
Organism: Oryzias latipes (Japanese medaka)
Lineage: Eukaryota; Metazoa; Chordata; Actinopteri; Beloniformes; Adrianichthyidae
Product: polycomb complex protein BMI-1-B
Biological process (GO): negative regulation of transcription by RNA polymerase II
Cellular component (GO): PRC1 complex
Molecular function (GO): metal ion binding; promoter-specific chromatin binding
Source: RefSeq, a predicted model, not a curated record
AUGUAGUUUUUCAGUAGUUAGGGAUUAGGGUGGGAAUUCGGACACAGCUAAAUUUUCCUGAGCCUGGUUUCAAUGGAAGGGGUGUGGGCUUCUAACAUGCUCACUCCUGAUUGGAGAGAGUGGUUUCCGUAGAAAUGUCUAUUAAUACCGACACGGACCAAUCAAGGCUUACUGAGGACGUCUGGCUCCAACAUGGCGACGGACAUAAAGCAGAAAAACGGCGACUGAAUUGACUUUAUUUGGUUGUGAGUCAUUUUCUUUGUGUGACGUCUCACUCGGUCCAUUUCUCUGUAUACCGUCAAUGUGCUACACCAUUCAUACAAGCCAAGUGUAGCAUCCUAACGGCUAGCUUAUGCUAGCAGCAGAUGAGGACCGUAGCUAGCAUAGAAUCUUUUCCCCCCCAAGCUUUUCUGCAUUCGUCCAACUUUUCAAAUGGAAUACAUUGAAGUCAUGUUUAAAGUCAUAACACACGAAUUUAUUCCUUUGUGGAAUUAAAAAUAAAUAAAUAAAUAAAUAAAUAAAACAUGGGGGUAAUAGCUCUCUGUAGCUAAGAGGGUUGAGCAACUUUCUGCCAACUGGUCGACCGGGGGUUGAAAUUGCUGGCUUGACAGUCAUUGUGCCCUUGGGCAAAACACUUUUGUUUUUUUAUUAUUUUACUUAUCUGAAAUAUUUUGUCACAUAAGUUCAGUUUAGGAGAGGAAAAAGUCAAAAGUAGAUGCAACAAUUUGUUUAUUUUUACUAGGAGGAGAAAAUUUGUGGGGAGUUUUUUCUAUUGAACAAUAAAGUUCGAGGAAGAAAUAGAUGUGGACAAACGGGAGUAAAAAGAAAGGAAAGAAAAGGAACAAAGCAGAAAAGACAGAAGGAAAGUGUUAAAGAAGUGACAGUGGGCCAGUGGCUUUGGCCUGGGCCUCCUGAGGCCUGCAGGGCCUCUCAUCAGCAAUCCAGAUGAAACACUUGAGGGGCAGAUGAAGUGUUUUAGUCUCAGGUGGGUUUUUCAUUUAGAACAAACAUCUGAAGUUUUAAAUCCCAAAUGAAUCGUUUUUUGAACUCUUGAUUGAGAGUUUUUAAAGCCUCUUAAGGAGUUUUUUUUUUUAAUCCGUUUUCUUUCACAGCAGCGACGGUUCGGGUGGAGGCUCAAACCGCUCCUCCACCUGCCGACAGAGGUGAAGCAGAAGAGGUGAAGUGGGGAGCGCGUGACGAGGCCCGAGAGCGCGCGGGGGGAAAAGAAAAAAAAAGAUCACACGCACACAGGGAGCUCGCGGGGCCUCCCUCGCGGAGCCUCUGGACAGCCCCGUGAACGAGGCGACAAAAUAAAGUCACGUGAUCCAAAAUGGGCAGUCCUCUGACGGGGCUGAAAAAAGCCAUUUUCUGGCGCUGCUGCAAAUUCUAACCCAACAAGUCACCUGGACCCCGGCCGGCGGCGGAGUCGAGCGUUUAUGUCCCCAUAAGAUCAGCCCGCAUGGAUAAGAUGCAGCCGAACCGGGUGAAGAUCACAGAGCUGAACCCGCACCUCACGUGUCCGCUGUGCGCCGGAUACCUGAUCGAUGCCACCACCAUCGUGGAGUGUCUGCACUCCUUUUGUAAAACGUGCAUCGUUACCUUCCUGAAGACGAACAAGUUCUGCCCUCGCUGUGACAUCCAGGUCCAGAAAUCGUGUCCGCAGCUCAGCAUCAGAGCCGAUAAAACUCUACAAGACAUCGUUUAUAAGCUUGUUCCGGGCCUCUUCAAAGACGAGAUGAAGCGGCGGCGGGACUUCUAUGCAGAGAACCGCGUGCUGGAGCCGGGGGAGGUGGUGGAGACCUUCAACAUAGCAGAGGAUGAAAUCAUCAGCCUGUCCAUACAGUUCUACGAGAGGAACAAAAAUAACGAGAGGCAGCGGCCGGAGACAGAAGGAGACAAGGCCAACGGUAAACGCUUCCUGCAGUGCCCAGCAGCCAUGUCUGUCAUGCACUUAGCAAAGUUCCUGAGGAGCAAGAUGGACAUCCCCAACAACUACAGGGUGGAGGUGUUGUAUGGAGACGAACCCCUAAAGGACUAUUACACACUAAUGGAUAUCGCCUAUUUCUACGAGUGGAGACGAACAGGACCCAUCCCCCUGCAGUAUCUGGUAAAGCCGGCGCGCAAACGCCGGAGGCCGUCCCAGACCGCCGCUCAGGGCCACUCCGACGGCGUCAACACCAGCCCCACGUCGGAGAGCGACUCCCACAGCGACAAAGUCCACAGCCCCGCCGCCGCAGCUCAGACGCCCAGAGCUUCCACCCAGUCCAGCCCCGCCUCCCAUGCCCCGUCUCCGGCCAUCCAAAGCCCCAACAGCACCACCGUGCCCAACAACACACAGCGACACACUCAUGCCUCCAAACAGGGCUCCAGCUCUCGCAAGGUGACUGUUAACGGCACAAGCUCGGGGGCGGGAAAAGAGGAGGCCAGGGGAGGGGACAAAAGCGGGUUGCUGCCGGCGACCUAACGGGGAGGGGGGAGGGGCAGGGAAGGACAGUGUUGGAGGAGCCUGAAUCCUUCUGGACUAACAGGAGGAAGAUUACUGUUAUCUUUCAGCUGGAAAGACUGACAAGUGCAGCCAAAUGGACACUUGUGUGUAUGUGUGUGUUUGUGUGGUAGACUAGAACCGUGCACACAUACUAACUGUACAGUAUGUAUCAAAUGUGAGCAUGUGUGCAAACAUAUGUAUAAACUUAUCUUUUAUACAAGACAUUGUAAUCGUUUGUAUUGUAUAUGCAGCCGGUCCGGUUCAUUUCCACAGACUGAUCUGGUUUUCUUUUACGAGACAAAAAGCCUCAGAGGACAUUUUUCUUUUCAAGUGAAACUGUGUGAAGUAUUUUGCAGAAUGUUUGUACCUGAUGCGUACAAGCAGCUAAAUCCUUUAAAAUGUCAGUUUGAGGUCAAACUAUGCCCCAGAUUUUGCCCUUAUUGCUCUCAAAUAAUUUAUUUUCUUUGUAGUUUAUAUUUUUUUCUAAAUACCAACUAGUUUGUGCUACAAUGCAGGUGGUUUCCUUAAACAAGAAAAGACAUCGUAGUGACCCGAUCAAAGAUAUGACUAAAAUGGCUAAAACAAAAACUUAUGAUUCUUCUUUGUAACAUUUGCAAAUUUUAAAACCAAAAUAUGCGCAAAACAUAAUAAGAGCAGAUUGGUGUCGAAGCUAGGCUAAUACUAAUCGGAGCGCACGGAAAGCCAAAGAUUCCUCCCGUCUAACACAAAUAUUACAUUUUUAAACAUGUCUAAUCGACAUAUGUUGGAUCUUUAUACCUUUGCAUGUUUAAUACAGCGCAUCUCAGAUAAUUUUAAAAGAUUUAAGGUAGGCUAUGCUAGCAUUUAGUCAAUAGGACAAAGCUAAUUUUGAAUAAGCUAAAACAAAUAUAAAUGUUUAAAGAAAUGCUCUAUUACCAUUUCUUAUACCCUAGAAGUUCUGCAUGUCAGUAAAUCUCGUGCUCAAGCUUUUUUUUUUUAACAUUUGCGUGCAAACUUAACAGCUAGCUAAGCUAACAAUUUCUCCCAGAAAAGAGAAUUUUGAUUUUUCUAUCUGAAACAACAGAAGUAUUUUAAAAACACUAAAUUGUCUUUUCCUUUUUAUCAAGACAUUUUAUUUUUUUAAUCCAAGAUGAUGGAACACAUGGAAAGCAAAGGGGAGCAUUUUUUUGUUAUUUCAACUAAAUGUUCUAGGCAGUUUUAGAUAGUGUUUUGCCGUAAGUUCUUUUUGCCACUCUUGUUUUAAACAGUUGCUUUUUUAUUCAGUUUUUUUUUAAAGGAGUGGAUUGAAGUAGUUUAGUUUUUUAGCUAGGCUAAUGCUAACCUGAGUACUCGAAAAAAUGAAAAGCCUUGCUAUCUAAAUCAAAUAGAGGCUUAAAGUAAUUUUUUUCAUUUGUUACUCCUCUAUCAAAAGUUGUAUUUAUUUAUAUACAUUUCUUUUUUACAUUUUCUUAAUGUAUAGCAGUGAGAGACAAUUAACGCCUAAGCAUUAUUUGUUAGCGCCAUCUACCCGCCCUGUAAGAUGUUCCUGGUAAAACAAGUUUAACAUUCUCACCAAAAACUUUAACUAACUUAAUUUAAGUUAUUUGCUAAGAUUGAAACAUCGAACAAAAGGAACAGAAUUCCCUGUCACAUUGAAAACAUGAAAUUUGCAAAAACCUAAUUUCUUUUUAAGAUAGGCUAAUAGCUACUUAAAAAGGGACAAAAUGGCCGCUUCUAUUUUUUAGCUUUUUUUUAAUUUUUUUUAAAUCUGCCAAUUUAAAUAAUUUCUCAUAGUUUCACAUUCCAGCAGUACAUAAUAUAGAACAUGCAGCACUAAUCACAUUACCCCAAAAAAAUUGUUGACAGAGUAGGUUUGGGAUUAUAAAGUAAAAUUUCUUCUGUUAGCUUGUGCUGCUGAGGCUUUUUUUUCCUGAACCAAUUCCUGACGUACUUCACAUAGCUUCACUUAAAAACCAAAAUAUCCUGGAAAGGCUGCGUAGCGCAGCUCACUGCGCUAGUUGAAUGUAAAGGAAAACAGGAAGUAAUCCUUGCCUUUAAACAGUCCCUUUCCAAAAUGCUGUUUAAGUGUCUGUAUUCAGCAACAACUCAUCAGGUCACGUAUUAUUAAAUCCAUUGAUGCACUUUUUUUAAGGUCUCAUCACAGAAACCAACUAGUAUUUUCCAGCUGGAGACGCUUUUUUUGUUGUUUAUUUUGAAGUUCAAGCACUACCACGCUCUCCAGUAAAGCAUUUUCUUGUUCUCAUGCCGUUAAAAGAACUCUAAAAGUUUUGAAUACUUUCCCAUGUUUGUUGUUCUGUCAGUUUCAACAUUCCUCAUGUUACUUAUAAGCAAACAAGACUUUUUUUUUUAAAUAAAUCAGCCAUAUGUGCAUGUUUAGGUCAAUAAAGUCUACUUAACAUGU